AUGCGUCGCUCGGCUCGUCUCUCUGCGAUCAGCGGAAGUGAAACGCUGCAGAAUGUACAAGAACCAGAGGACUCAUUGCACGAUGUCACUGCCAUUCUGAACGCAGAAGCGAGCAACUCCAAUCGAACGCCGACUUCGAAACGAAAGCGUAACGCCACUAAACAAGUCCAUCAUGGAGAGUCACCGAGCAAGAGGAGGGAAGUUCAAGAUGUGCGUGCAUCGACUCUCGCAAAGUCUCCGAGCAGACCUUCCACGAUACGAUCCUCUGGCAAGCUGAAAGCGCGUCCGUCUCUUGCUCUCCGCCCACUUCCCUCGAAGCGGGAUGCCUAUGAUCUUCCCGAAUCACCUACCGACGGACCAGAACCGAAAAACCUGAUGAGUCCGCCGGUGAAGAUGAGAGUUUUAAACAAGAGAAAGCAACUGCCGGUCUCGCCAUUCAGGGGCAGAGGAGAAUUCGACACGAGAUCCACGGCUACAGUCUAUCUAGAUGACUCCCCUAGAAAGGCCGUCACCAAGAAUACGCUGCAGAAGAUUGGAUCCUCGUUUCUGAACUUGAAGCCUCCUGCUCGGCAGCAAGCCUCGACGGACAUUCCAUUCAAUGGAGAUGUAUUUGCAGAGGCUCUUGUCGCGUCUGAUGGCCCGGACACGCCCAUUCUCCUCCCAUCCCAAGUCAACAAGCUCGCUUCUACCGAGGCUGAUUCCAGGACACCAGUGAAGCGAAGGAUUGCUCAACCCUUAAGCGGACAAGUCAAAGCAGCGGCCCGUAAUGGACCCCCAUCUUCCACCGAACAUGACCAAGAGCAGAUAUCCGAGAAGGCCAGGGUACCUAACCCACUGGCACACGCUGUCGUAGCGACGCAAACCAAAAGUAAUAGUCCCAGGGGCAGAAAAAAGAAGUCCACGCUUCCAGAUCGGUCAUUGACUGCCGGUCUUGCGCCCAAGACUCCCGUCAGGGAAAUCAGCUCAGCUCUUCAUGCGCCCGAUGCUUCUGCAUCGGAUAGAAGACAGAAUCCAGGCACAUCGAGACCGGCCGCCUUACACGACAGAGAAGUCGCCGAUGAUAACGAUGACACCGACAACAUUAACAACAGAAAUGCUUCAGAUGAAGAGGAUCCCGAGCAACGAGGAAAUGAAGACGGCGACGAUGACAGCUUUGGAAAGGCAACUAAUUGCCGACCAGAAGCCGAAGACAGCUAUGAUCAACAGGGACAUCAGGAUGAUCAUGAUGUUCAAGAGAAUCGACCAAAAUCACGGGUCCAACGCCCAGAGACCGAAGCCGAGAGACGGAGGCGAAAGCAGCUAGAAGCUGAAGAGGAAGAUGCCGAGGCAAGGCGUGUACGAAAGGCAAUGAAUAGCAUCAACGAAGCGGCGGAGAUUUUUGACUGCAAGUUGGCCUGGCAGACAGCUCUUGUAGCUUCAGCUGAGAUUACCGAAGAGAGGGCAUAUUCGGAGCUCAGGUCUACGAAUGGCAAAGCUAUAGCUCGCUCGUUGAGAUCUCUGGCGGAAGCAUAUAAAGAGUUAAUUCGCCAUGGUAACAACUCCGAUGCUGGUGGUUCUACCGCGACUAUUCAAAAGGAUCUCCAAGUGUACAAACAGCGAUGCCAGCACAUCAGUGAAUGUAGACAUUCCCCGAUUCUCGACCGUCACCAGGACCGCAGACGCGAACGCAAACACAUGAUCUGGGACAUCUACGAACAUCUUGUUCCUGACUCGCUUAAACUGGCCAAAUACGUCCUUCGCGCACAAUAUCAGGCCAAUCACUUGAACACGGCCGCUCUCAGAGAAAUGAUCGAGGUCUUGAAAGUCACCCGGCUAUUAGCGAAUAGCGCUACCCAGUGGCAGCCGAGGCCGAAGGUUCCCGUUGGCAUCAGAAGGAAAGUGCAGCUGAAAGUUGCGCAGAACGUUGAACACAUAAUACGCCAAUACCAGGAAAAGGUCUCGAUUGAAGACCAAGAGAUCUAUCGUGACGAACUAGAGAUCAAGCAAAGAGCCGAUCAUGAGCGGUUCCUAUUGGAGGUGCAGCGACGACGAGCAGCAGUCAGAGAGAAACAUCUCACCUACGCCGCUCGCAUCUCCCGAGAGCCAGUUGACCAAGUUGUCGACGUCGGCGAUUCGAAUCAAGACGAGCCACUCUACCAACAUGGACAAUCUAGAUUUAGUCAACCAAACGUUGUCGGCAGCCCACCCGACAAGGCCUUUACACAUCGGGAACCCACCCAGGAGAGUGGUCGAACAGCAGCUAAGCAAUGGUCCUCGAGUGAACUUGAGCUCUUGUUGAACGCGCUCCAAAAAUAUACCUCCCCAACAAGGUUUGAAGACAUAAUUGCUGCCUACGGUGGAUAUAGAGGUAGGCUUGGUAAGUACAACAAGGACGAGAUCAUCGCCCAGGCACGUUGGGUCAAAAAGAGCAUCUUGAGAGAAUCGUACGACUUUUACAACGGACAGUGGGACUGGCUCCUUUCUCUACCCGACUGA
This is a messenger RNA of Exophiala spinifera, 2475 nucleotides long. RefSeq lists its product as uncharacterized. Lineage: Eukaryota; Fungi; Ascomycota; Eurotiomycetes; Chaetothyriales; Herpotrichiellaceae. Bases 1 to 2475 code for a protein of 824 amino acids. The transcript has a single exon. The record is from RefSeq and is a predicted model, not a curated record.